Eutrema salsugineum is the source of this 1362-nucleotide messenger RNA. RefSeq lists its product as uncharacterized. Lineage: Eukaryota; Viridiplantae; Streptophyta; Magnoliopsida; Brassicales; Brassicaceae. The coding region runs from base 1 to 1362 and encodes 453 amino acids. The record is from RefSeq and is a predicted model, not a curated record. The transcript has a single exon.
AUGAAUGAGGGAGUUUAUGGAUGCAACUGCCUGUUGUCUAGUACGUCUGCUCCAAGGUUAUCAGAGAAAAUUGUCCACCCAUGUCACCCGAGCCAUCCACUUAUGCUUCUUCUUGAUGGGCCUCCUAUAUAUUCCAAUGGGAAAUGCAACCUUUGUCAGCAGAAAGUGAACAUUGUUUACCAUUGUUCACUAUGCGAUUUCAGCCUGGAUGUGCAGUGUGCCAAGAAACGCCCACAGCUAACGGUGAAUGCCUCGAAGUGCCAUGAGCACACACUGUCACUAUUAGUCGGUCCCAUCUCCUUCACAUGUAAUGCUUGUGGUACGUGUGGCGAUGCAAGCCCUUACGUUUGUACUCCUUGUUUUCUCACAUUCCAUCGAGAUUGUAUCAAUCGACCGCAUGUGAUAAACAUCAACCGCCACGAACAUCGCAUCGCUCACACCAAUUCUCUUGUUUUCGGGAAUUGGAUAUGUGAGAUUUGUCAAAAAGAGGUCAACUGGCGGCAUGGUUCUUACACUUGCAAGAUAUGUCCUUCCUAUGCAGUUCAUUCAAGAUGUGCGACUAGAAAAGAUGUGUGGAAUGGACGAGAACUUGAAGGGGUGCCCGAAGAAGUUUUAGACAUUAAACCGUUCGAAGUGAUUAAAGUUGGGGUAAUAAACCAUUUCUCUCACAAACAUCAUAACUUGAGACUUAUUGAAGAUGCUAUUAUAACUAAUGGUGGUGAAAGCAUCCGCUGUGAAGCUUGCACACGUGUAAUCUAUUCCGGGAAGCACUACAGUUGUAUGAAAUGCAACUUUGUUCUUCACGAGAAGUGUGCUAAUUUUCCUCGUCGUAAACGACAUGGACUCUUCAUAAAGCCACUUUCUCUGCAUACCGAGAAGCCAAAUUUGGGUUACUUUCGAUGUGAUGCUUGUUGGAGAGUAACAAAUGGUUUUGUAUAUAUAUGUCCUGAUCGUUCAGGACUACUAGAUGUGUUGUGUGCGACACUCUCAAGGUUCACUGAUCUUCACUGUCAUCCUCAUUCCUUAUUCCUCACCACUCUAGACAAAGGUACGUGUGGGGCUUGUAAAGAGUCCAACAAUAGUGUGUUGCAUUGUGUCGAGUGCAAGUUUACCUUGGACUUCUGGUGUGCUACCCUACCGAAAAGGAAAAAGCACAAGUGCGAUGACCAUUUUCUAUUCUUGCGUAAUGGUCAGUAUGAAAGUAGUGGUACUUAUUGGUGUGAGAUUUGUGAAACCAUAAUAGAUUCAGUAGAAUGGUUUUACACAUGUGAAGAUUGCGGGGUUGUUUGUCAUAUUGAUUGUGUGGUUGGAGAGUUUGCUAAUAUCAAGCCAGGAAUCGUGGCUACAAAUGACGAUGUCUAG